AUGUAUUCAAAAUAUUUGAUUUAUUUGUUAAAUCUUAUAUUACUUUCUUCAAGAAUAUCAUUAUCAAUAUCGGAUAUUCCAAUAAUUCAUAUUCCAAUAUUAUUUAAUUAUACUAAUGAUAUUAUUAUCAAUAAUAAUACAUUUCCAAUUAUUUUAAAUUAUUCAAAUCCUUUAACAUCUUAUAUUAUUUUUGAUUAUGUUGAUAAUGUUGGUGGAUUUCCAUUUUUUGAUAUUGAUCAAAUUAAUGGAAAUUCUUCUCUUCGAGUAUCGUAUUCAGAAGCAUUACCUAAUAUAAUUGAUGGGGAUGUGGAAUUUUAUCCAUUAAUACGUUCAUUUGAUCCUUAUCGAGUCAAAACUUAUGAAAUAAUAGCAAGUUCAAAUCAUAUUGAAAGUCCUCUUAUUCAAGGUGCACAAAUAUAUCAACGUAUAACAUUAACAAGUGGAGGUAGUAUACGUAUCAAUAAACUAGGUAUUAAAUCAGCAUAUUAUACAAAGGAAAUAUCUUCCGCACCUGGAUCUUUUUCAUGUAGUUCAGAAUUAUAUACAAAAAUGUGGAAAAUGGGCGUUCGUACUUUACAAAUCAAUAUGAUUCCUGCUCGAACUGUACCUUCAGGAUUUAUUGCAACGGAACAAGGUUUUUUUCUAACAGAAAAUCAAGCUGGUGUUUAUUUACGAGGUAUGCAAUGGAUUAAUUAUACAGUUACAUUCUCGACAAUGAUUGUUAAAAGUGGAUGUUCAUUUGCUGUACGUUCAAAUGAUUAUUCAGAAAUUGUAAUUACGAUCAAUUCAAAUGAACAUUUAAAUCCAAAUACUUUAAUUGUUAAUACACGACAAGAAUUACCACCACCAGAUAUUUUUAUCUAUAAUAUAACUUUACCUUUUAAUAUAUCUCUAUUAAAAUGGUAUAAGAUUAAAGCAAUAGUUCAAGGUUUAACAAUUGAACUUUCAAUCAAUGAUAAUAAUGUUUCUACAAUUUCAUUACCAGAAUCUUCAAAUCCAUAUAUACCAUCAAUGACACCAGGUGGUAUUGCUUUUACAACUUCAAAUAACCAAGAGACAUUUUUUCGUGAUCUUCAAGUAGUUGAUCUAUCGUCAAGUAACUUCGGAAGUAUACUCUAUCAAAGUUCACUUACUUCUCAACAAUCAGUCUACGACUUUGGUGUAGGUACAAAUGAAUUACCUAUUAUUUUAGAUGGUGCUAAACGUGAUCGAAAUGUCUGGUCAGGAGAUUUAUUAGUAGUUGGUCCAGUACUUUAUUAUUCUUAUUAUGAAUCAAAAUAUGUUGCCGGAUCAUUAGCACUUUUAAAUAGUUAUCAAUUGAAGAGUGGAAUAGUAUCAUCAAGAGUUAAUGUUGGAUUUCCUCUUCAACGAAGUGAUCCUACCGAUGAAUUUGUUGGUCCAAUCUUUUAUAGUUAUACAUAUUUUCUUGCCAAUUUAAUUAGUGUCGCUGAAUAUUAUCUUUAUACAGGUGAUAUUCAAUUUGUAAAUGAUCAAUGGCCUCGAAUGCAAUUAUUAAUGGAGUUUUUUUCAGCAUUAGUUGAUACAAAUAAUCUCAUUGUUGUUACAAAUCCAAUAUGGGGUUAUGAUUAUAAUCCUUCUUACGGUAUAUACACUGGAAAAUUUACCAAAUUAAAUAUACUUUAUGCUAUGGCAUUAGAUGAUGCGGCAUUUUUAGCUGAUGCUAUUAAUAAUGUUACUGCAGCUAUUCAAUAUCGACAACAAGCUAUAGCUGUACGAAAUGCCAUCAACACAUAUCUCUAUAAUUCUACUAGUAAUUAUUAUAUGAUAUCUGAUCAGAAAACAAUCGGUAUAAGUCAAGAUACUAAUUCAUUAGCUAUUCUAUCUGGCAUUGCGUCUCAAUUAGGUCCGAAUGUAUCUGAGCAAUUACUUGAACAAUUAAAGCAAAAACUACGUUUAUCAGGUACUAAUGGUAGUGGAUAUUUAUCAACUACUUCGGAUGGAAUUCCACAAGCAGCUGCUUUUGAACAAGAUAGAAGUGAUCUUGCUUUUGAUAUACUUGAAUCUGUUUGGUCACCUAUGGCACAACCAAGUCCUUAUUUUACUGGUACAUUUUGGGAAUCAGAACGUCCAAUUAACUAUCCAGGUGCUUCUACAAGUAUGGCACACACUUGGAGUGCUGGUAUUACUCCACUUCUAUCUAAAUACGUUCUGGGAAUCAAACCAAUAUCUCCUGGAUAUGCAAAAUGGUUGAUUCGUCCUCAACUAGGUAAUCUUACAUGGGCUUCAGGAAGUGUUUGUACACCUUACGGAAUUAUAACAGUUAAAUGGAAUAAUAGCAAUUCUCAAUUCAAAAUUACAGUCGAUAUUCCUCUCAAUACACGUGGUACUGUAUAUGUUCCUACCGGACGAAAUUGUAUCAAUGUUAAUGAAAAAAUGUUCCAUAUGGAAUCGUAUGACAAUUCUGUGCAUGGUGUAGAUAGAAUUACAAAAAAUGGCAGUUAUAUUGAAAUUUCUAUUGUCUCAUCUGGAUCAUACACAAUAAUUGCGAAUUCUGUUUGUAAUGCUGUCUCUAGUGCUUUUAUUCGUUCUUCAAUAUUGUUUUAUUUGAUAUUGUCUUUAUUCAUAAUAUUAUCUUAA
Messenger RNA from Adineta ricciae, 2598 nucleotides. Lineage: Eukaryota; Metazoa; Rotifera; Eurotatoria; Adinetida; Adinetidae. The record is from the annotation of a GenBank genome assembly.